AUAAAAAACUAUAUAAAAUGGCUGUUCCAUUUCAUUUAUCUAAUCUAUUAAAAUGAUGAACAGUUUUCAUAGACUUUGUUGAACCAAGUCUCAGAUUAUGGAAUUUAGUUUAGUUAAUGACACUAAAUUAUAGUCUUAUAAAUAUUUCGUGUAGGCCUAGCCUAAGCUAAGUCCACCCGUUGUUUUGUUAUAGUUGUUGGCCAGCUUAACCACUAGCCUAUUUAGCUCAUAUUAGACCACCUCAUCAAAAUGAUGCAGUUUAUGCUUCUCUUCAGUAGACAAGGAAAGCUCCGUCUGCAGAAAUGGUAUGUCGCUCAUCCAGACAAACUGAAAAAGAAAAUAACAAGAGAACUCAUAACUACAAUUCUUGCUCGAAAGCCUAAAAUGUGCAGCUUUCUAGAAUGGAAGGACGUGAAAGUAGUUUAUAAGAGAUAUGCUAGUUUGUAUUUCUGCUGUGCCAUCGAGCAAAACGACAAUGAACUCUUAACGUUGGAAAUCAUUCACCGUUACGUGGAACUUCUGGACAAAUACUUUGGAAGUGUAUGCGAACUGGACAUCAUCUUCAACUUUGAGAAAGCUUACUUCAUCCUUGAUGAACUGUUGCUGGGAGGGGAAAUACAGGAGACAUCAAAGAAGAAUGUGCUGAAAGCCAUCGCAGCACAGGACCUUCAACAAGAGGAGGAAACACCUCAAGGAUUCUUUGAUGAUCACGGUCUUGGCUAAUGUGAUGGAUUGAUGCGUCAACAUAUUCCUGGACUGUACCAAGAAUGCUGCUAAUGGUUGAAAUUUGAUGCUUAUAUCGUUCUAGUAUUACAUGAUCUCCUAAUAUUAUUUGGCAAGUACUUAAUUAAAUAGAUCAGACAAUUUGUACAAUGACAAUGUUUACAUUAGGUAGAUAAUAUUUUAUAUUCUUUUCAUUGCUUAAGUUUACUUGUAUUAAUGCUUAGCCAGUUUUUUAGUAUUUUGUUUCAAUCUUUUUCUCAGCAGUAGACUUUCUAACAGGUCGAAUUCUGUAGUUAUUGAUUCAUAAUAAAUAAAAACCAAAUUUUAAAUUUAAGGCGUUAAAUUGCUUAAAAAGAUAUUUUUUACUCUAUCAUAAUAAGUGAAUGGAUUAAUUUGGUGAUUGUUAUACACGAAUGGCUACAGAAAAUUAAAUUUGAAGUUCUACUAUGUAAAAAUGAAGAAUAUUGAAAGGUAUAAAGGUAUUGAACAUAUAGUGGAGCUAUAAUACACAUGUUCAAAUUAAAAUAUUCUCAGUUGCAAGGGUUGUAAUUAUUAAGGUUUGAUUUGUUUUGUAAGAUGCUAACUUUUAGAAAAAUUAUAAAACUAUCUUAAUUUUUUUAUAAAUAUAUGGUUUUAGGAAAUAUGUUAUUACAAGUUAAUUGGCAUUUUAUAAGUGAAAAUCACAUAUUUUAUUCUUUUACAAAAUUGUGCUUAAAUAUAUGAUUGAUUUAAAUGAUUCUAACAACUAAACAAAAAUAUGAUUCUGUCUUCAUCUGAUUAUUAUUGUACUAGUAUACACUAAUAUUAAAGGUUGUAUUUUAUAGUUUGUAUUGCGUGUUUUUAGCACGCUUUGUGUGGUAAACGUUAUUGUGUGAGCGUUCCACAAUGGCAAUAAAGUUUUAGUAGAUAAAUAAAAAUAUAUCUAUUAUCUCUGUAAAUGUUUGUGUGAGCUUAGACACUGAGUGGAUUUGUAUCUAGGAAUAUUCUGUGUGAAAUUGUCCAAAUGCUCAGCCACUCAGCAUCAAUGUGUUCAUACAGUAGAACUCCAGCAAUCCGAACAACAAUCCCUUACAGAAAGAAUGUUAUAAAACCUGUGACUGCCGUAAUAAGUAUCGUUAAUAAAGAAGGCAGAAGCCAUGGUGGCCGCAAAAUCCUGAACAUCUUUGGCGAAUUUGUGGACAUAAUCAUCGUCUCCCGUGAUCAUGGUCUCCCCAAAUCUUUAAUAUCUCCUGCGAUCUAGUAGACAUCAUCAUCAACGUUUCUUGCAGAAAAAAAAUGUCCUCCCCGAUCAUGAAAUCUCAUCAGACAUGGAAAACUACCUCCCAAUAUCUGUAAAAAUCCAACCAUCCUAACUAUUACUAUCUCAAUGCACGGUCCCAAUUGAUUUGGAUCAUUGAGUUCUACUGUAAUUUUAUUCCAAGAUAGUGCAUUCCCAAAAAUACCAUGUGCUAGUUAGUUAAAAAAACCUGUUGUGAAAUUAAGUACUGAAUCUUAAAAUAUUUUAGAAUUUAUAUUAUAUGUUACUAACUUGUUGAAGUGCAAUGCUUUCUACAAUUUGGCUGUGUGACCCGUAUGCCUUACUAGUUGAUGUCUAUUGUUUUGUUAAUACAGUACCGUAUUAUAGAAAGAAAAAUAUUCAACUCCAGUGAAAAUAUUUUCAAAUUGGUUUUACUUGUAAAAUAAACUAAAUACGACAACCACUACUCUUAUAGAUGUUGUUUUUGUCAACACAAAGUGCAAUAGUUUUAAGUGAGAUUGUUCUUUAUCAUAAUUGUUUGCGCAGAUUUAGCUUAUAACUGAUUGGUUAACCAAUGUUCCUAACCCUGUGGUGUGCUGGUUCCCAUGAAAUAAGAAAUAUAAUUUUGCUACUACUAAUUUUAAUUUACAUUUAAUUACUGUAAGUAGUAUGGAUGAAUAGGCCAUAAAUCAGUCUAAAUAAACUCAUUUUUUAUUACAUAUCCAGCUAUAUACAAUUUUAAAAUUAAAUUAUAAAUGCGGUAAUAAUAGUUGCUUUUGUUAAUAUGUUAUGUAGUGUAGUGACUGCUUAAAGGACUUCAUUUCCAUUAUAAUAUUUCCUUUUAUUUUAUUUCAUUAAUCUUAGACAUCAAAAGUGAAUUUCAAAAUUGAUUAAGUUUUAAUUUUAUUGGUGUUUUUAUGAUUGAAAUAACUACUUUUAACUUUUUUUUAUUUGUUUGUAUCGUAUUCAAACUGAAUUUAGACAUUUUGAAUCCGACCAGAUUUAAUAAAGCUACAUUUACUAUUUAAACAAUGUUUAAGUAAAUCCAUUUGUUAUACAUGCAUGAAAAUAAAAAUAGGAGUAGAUAUUUUUAAACUAAUACAUAUAUAUAUUAUACAAUUUUUUUUUAGUUUCCAUGCAAAAAAAAUUAACCAAACAAAUUUUAAAACUGAAAAUAGAUUUCUUUAAUUUAUAAAAAAUAUACAAAUAAUAAAUAAGUGAUCAUAGUUUUAACUUUAAGCAAAAUAGUUGUUUUCCUACAGUUACCUAACAAUGUACAUGUUCUCUCACUGAUUUGAGAAAGCAAAGUGGCCAAUUCGCUCAUCAGUGAGACAAUGUUAACAUUGUCUCACUCUAAUUACUUUGUCUCACUCCAGAUUUGCAACGUGAAGGCACGAAAUAGUGAGCGCGUAACAUGCAGGCAACGUCGUAUGCGCGCGAAAUACGUUGGCAGCACUGGCUGUAAAUCAGCUGGUCAGCUGUUGUACUGUUGUAUUUGUCACUUCACAUUAAAUGUUAUAUUAAAAGUUCACUUCUGUGUAAAAGUAGGUUGUUUCUUCACCAAUUUUAAUAAAAGUUCACUUCUGUGUAAAAAUAGGUUAUGUUUCUUCACCAAUUUAUUUGUUUUAUGGUAACUGUAGGAAAAGUUUAAUGUGCAACUCGAGUUCAAAGUACAAUUGCCUCACUCGCCUACCGCUCGUGAGUAAGGAUUUCUCUCGAGUGAGUCAAUUGCUCACUUUUCUCACUAGUUGCACAAAUAACUAUUUACAUUUCAUAAUUCAUAUAACACAAAUUUCAAUCCUCAAUCAAUACAGAAGCAAGUAGAAAAAAUUACUGCCGCCUAUGCUUGAAUAAUUAGGCUGUAAAAGUGUUUGAAACAUUUGUAAUAAAUUGCAAUAAUUUAGUGUAACCAAGUUACGGUAAUGAAUGCAUGGUUGGAAACAACGUUGUUACCAAUUAGGUUUUUAGCUAUUGUGACCUCACUUUUGUUGUGCACAUUUAUAGUAUCCGGUACCAUUGCCUUUGGGUGCAUUGUACGUAACCAGAAUCAAUGUUAAUCCUUGGAAGUCGAUCCACAUGUUUGUAUACAUACAAAUGUUAUUGCACCCACCCAAAAUAAAGCUGCUUAUUUGUGAA
This is a messenger RNA of Macrosteles quadrilineatus (aster leafhopper), 4096 nucleotides long. Its product is annotated as AP-1 complex subunit sigma-2-like. Gene Ontology annotation, molecular function: clathrin-cargo adaptor activity. The record is from RefSeq and is a predicted model, not a curated record. The coding region runs from base 250 to 723 and encodes 157 amino acids. Gene Ontology annotation, biological process: vesicle-mediated transport; intracellular protein transport. Gene Ontology annotation, cellular component: intracellular membrane-bounded organelle; membrane coat; AP-1 adaptor complex. The transcript has 5 exons. Lineage: Eukaryota; Metazoa; Arthropoda; Insecta; Hemiptera; Cicadellidae.